This is a messenger RNA of Entrophospora candida, 471 nucleotides long. The record is from the annotation of a GenBank genome assembly. NCBI's taxonomy places the organism in Eukaryota, Fungi, Glomeromycota, Glomeromycetes, Entrophosporales, Entrophosporaceae.
AUGUCAAUUCCAAAAGCCUCCUCACCAGCCAACUUUAACAUAAAUAAUGAUAACACUCGAGAAGAAACUACUCCAAGAAACACUUUAAGUAAUAUUUAUAACUACAACUACUCUCCGCCACCUUCUGAUGAACUAAGACAACAACAACAAGCAUUGCAAAUCAACAACACGCCAGAAUAUAUUAUUAGUAGCCCACAACUAUUCCUGUCGAUUAAACAUAUAAGUCCACCUGGUACAAAUUCACCAUCUUACUCACCCGUCUCAAAUUCAUCCUACUCUCCUUACUACUUCCAUCACUCAACUACAACAUCCACAUCACCAUUUCCCAUUCAGGAGAAGGAGAAAAUUUCAAGUUCACUAUAUAAAUCACAAGAAAGUACACUACUAGUUUAUCAUCACCAUGAUAUUAAUGACAGAUCAUCAUCAUUGGGAGCUUUCUCACCUAUAAAUAUGGGAGGAAUUGGUCCAUAA